Molecule: messenger RNA, 2935 nt
Organism: Hevea brasiliensis (rubber tree)
Lineage: Eukaryota; Viridiplantae; Streptophyta; Magnoliopsida; Malpighiales; Euphorbiaceae
Exons: 2
Coding region: 422-2935 (837 amino acids)
Molecular function (GO): zinc ion binding
Source: RefSeq, a predicted model, not a curated record
AAAUAAAAAAAUAAAAGAAAUUAAAAUAAUUGAAUAUUUAUGGUUAUCCUAAUCGAUUAUGAGAAUUCAGAAAAUCAAAAAAUAAUUAAAUGAAUCGAACCAGAAAACCAAAGUGGUUCGAUUCAUUUUAUUAUUUUUUUUCAACACAUUUAGUUGAAUAUAUGAUGUGAACCGAAUAGUUUAUCCGAGUACUUAUAGAAUUUCUUAGGUGAACCGAAUCAAACCGCAGCAGCAUUAGGUUUGAUUUUUUUAAAAAAUUUUAGAUUUGAAUUAAAAUUUUAAUAGGUUUGGCCGAAAUAAAGAACCAAACUGCAUAUUUAUUUGAAUUCCUUUUUUUUUUUUACAAAGUUAGGCAAUACUAUUAAUUAUAAUUUUUCUUAUGUGUCAUUCAAAUAACUAGGAUUCUUAUUUAAUCAGAAAAAUGUCAAUUUCAUCGUUUGCUACCUUAUAUUGGGAUGGAGAAAUUAUUAUUGAUGAUGAAGGCUGCGACUAUUGUGGGGGUUCAUCAACAGUCAUUACCAUUGGUAGACGCAUGGAUUUUGGUACUUUAGGUAUGAAAAUAGUACGUGCAAUUGAUCUUGAAGCUGGGUGUGAAUUUAUAUCGAAUAUCUUUUUCAGACAACCCAUUGAAGGAGAUGGUUCAGUGAAAUGGGACUGUAUGGGUUUGACUAACGAUGAUGAUGUAAAUAUUAUGUUUAAUUUUAUUGAUGAAAUUGGAGGUAUGUCAUCGAUAGAAUUAUAUAUUGAUAUUUUUCGACCGGAUGCAUCUAGAAAUGUUGUUGAUGAAGCGGGACCAUCAAAUGUUGGUACUACUGAUGAGGUAGUUGUUCGCUAUCAAUCGUCUGAACUUGAUAGUAGUACGUUUGAGGAUAAAGUUUUGGGGGUUAUCAAUGAAUCUGAAGAUAUUUGUGAACGUCGAUGGGUGUACGAAUCAAACGAAUCAUACUUUUCUGAUAGUCAUUAUUGCCCCAAUAAUGGUGUCGAUGAAGAGGAUUCUGAUGAACAAUGGAUUGAUAGUGAUGAGGCAGACUUCAAUCAGGAUGUUGAGCAUGAUAAUGAGGUAGUAGUCAACUUGCCUUCAUACUAUAACACUCAUGUUGCAAACCCAAUAAUGCCUAUUGUCCAUCCUCCACCUUACUGUGAGUUAGAUUUUUCAUUGCUAACAGUUGAUCCAUGGUCAAAACCGCAAUAUAGUUCAAUGUGGGAUCCAUCGAAUGAGUUUGAAGUUGGAAUGACAUUUCCGUCUAAAGAGGCUGUCCAAAGAGCUGCCAAAGAAUAUCAUUUACUUAGGCACCAUGACUUUUCUUAUGAUGAGACAAAGAGCAAAACAUAUGCUAUAAGGUGCAAAUAUAGAAACAACAAUUGUAAGUGGAGAAUGCGUGCGUCUCGUCGGGAAGGUUCUGAUAUAUGGAAAAUUACUCGAUAUAACGGACCCCAUACAUGUGUUAAUCCAUCAAUCUCACAAGAUCAUAGGCAAUUGGAUAGCAAAUUUUUAUCUGAUUUCAUCCUAGUAAUUGUACGAGAACAGCCAAAUGUGAAGAUAUCUGCGUUACAAGCAGAAAUCAAAGAUAAGGUUGGAUAUAUGCCGAGUUAUCGGAAGAUGUGGAAGGCUAGACACGAUGCAGUUGUUAAGAUAUUUGGUGGUUGGGAGGAAUCUUUUACAAGAUUGCGUCAAUUCAUGCUUGCGUUGUGCAAACACAACCCCGAUUCUUCGUUCUUGAUUGAAGAUGACCCUCUGUUUGUUAAUAAUAAAUUAAAACCUGAGAAUCGGGUUUUCGAUAGGAUGUUUUGGGCAUUCAAACAAACAAUUGAAGGUUUCAAGCACUGUCGGCCAGUUAUUUUUAUAGACUCCACAUUUUUAUAUGGAAAGUACAAAGGGUGUUUAUUUUGUGCUACGGGACUGGACGGCAAUAACCAUAUUUUUCCUAUUGCAUGGGCAAUAGUUGAUUGUGAAAAUACAAGGAACUGGGAUUGGUUCAUGUCUUGUUUACGGGUGUUUGUGACUGAUCGUUCUGAUAUUUGUGUUAUAUCAGACAGACAUAUUGCCAUUAAAAAAGCAAUGCAGCAAGAUUGGUGGCAGCCUCCUAAUGGACAUCAUCGAUACUGCUUAAGACACGUACUGAGCAAUUAUAACACGAAGUUUAAAAAUCCUGACAUGAAAGAAGCUCUUCGAAAGGCAGCUCACCAAAUUCAGAAAAAGAAAUUUUAUGAUGCCAUGGACACAAUCAAGAGCGAGCAUCCAGAUACAUUUGAAUGGGCCAGAAAUAUACCAUUGGAGAAAUGGACACGUUCUCAUGAUGGAGGAAAAAGGUAUGGCUCUAUGACAACCAAUACCGUUGAGUCAGUUAAUGGAAUGCUGAAGGGGAUUCGUGCACUACCAAUAAUUACAAUGGUAGAGAAAAUAUUUUUCCAAUGUGUCCAAUAUUUUGACACACGCCGCACGACCUUCCGCGAACAAUUGCAGUUGGGCUUCAACUUAACACCGGCAUGUCGUCAAAUUUUGAAUGAAAAUUUGAAUGAAGCAAACUCACUUAAUGUUCGAUUAUUUAAUCGCGAUUGUGGUGAAUUUGAAGUUUGGAAGGAUAGAACUGGGGACAACCACAUCGUCAAACUUUAUGAGAGGACAUGCACAUGCGAGAAGUUUCAAGAGAUACGUAUUCCAUGUUCUCCUGUCAUAGCAGCAUGCCAAUCAAUCUCAAUUAAUUAUGAGCAAUACGUUUCAAAUUAUUAUACAUUGGAACGAACGCUUAAGUGCUAUGAGUGGCAGUUUCAUGCACUUGGACAUCAUGAUGAUUGGCCAACAGACAAUGAUCCAAUCCUUGUACCUGACCCAAAUCGGAAAAGGUCUAAAGGAAGACCAACUUCUUUAAGGAAGAUGAAUGAAAUGGAUUGGAUGGUGAUUCAAAAGAGAGGGGAUCCGUCUAAAAUCCAUUGA